This is a messenger RNA of Prunus armeniaca (apricot), 330 nucleotides long. The record is from the annotation of a GenBank genome assembly. Lineage: Eukaryota; Viridiplantae; Streptophyta; Magnoliopsida; Rosales; Rosaceae.
AUGUGGAUGCUUUGGACUGCACAGAAUAAUAUACUUUUUAGUGGUAACCCGUUAUCUGUUGUUGAGUUGGUUAUGCAGGCGAAGAACGAUGACAUGGAGCUUAAAGCUGCUGAAGUUGGAUGUCAUAGGAGCGCUUCGACUUUUGGAUGGAAGCUGGACCCCCUUGGCUCAUGGACUGUGUGCGUAGAGAUUGUCCUUUGGAUUAAUCCUCCUGUUGAUGUAAUCUUGCUUUGUCUUUUGAUUGAAACACCUGCAAGUGAGAUAGGUGGUGAACGAAUCAGAGCUGAUCUUGAAGCAUCUGAUGCCACUGUUGUUGCAAGUUGCACCUGA